AUGGCCCCCGGAAUUACAGAACCCUCAUCAUCUACAGGUCCUUCGACUGCUGGAUCCAAGCCUACCGUCUACGUUCUUGACACCUUCCCUCCCAAGGCCAUCGAAUACGCUAAGACCUUGUUCGAUCUUGUUCAGCCCCAGGAUGAAGAAUUCAAGAACUGGCGGCAAAAUGCAAGAGCGCUGUUAGUGCGAAGCUCGUAUAUUACGGCUGAUGACAUCGCGAGCUGCCCGAAUUUGAUUGCCAUCGGUAAGCACGGCGUGGGAAUCGACAAGAUCGAUCAGAAUGCUUGUGCACAGCGGGGUAUCAAGAUCCUCAACACCCCGGGUGCCAAUGCGCGAGACGUUGCGGAGCUGGUCGUUGCACUGUCCUUGUCGGUUGCUAGGGGAAUUCGGUCCAUCACAUCCCGGCAAAUGCUGAAGCCCGUACCGAAGGAGACCUGCAAUGGGUUGACUUUGUAUCAGAAGACGAUCGGCAUCAUCGGUAUGGGGAACAUCGGACGCACCGUGGCGGAGAUCUUCCGUGGUGGCUUCGACGCAAACAUUGUGGCUUACGACGCGUACAUGCCCGAGGAUGUAUGGUCGCAUAUCCCACAUACCAGGGCAAGGAGUGUCGAUGAGGUGCUUGCCCAGGCAGACGUGCUCUCCAUUCACGUCCCCCUUACCACGGAGACUCGGGGCAUGAUCUCCUAUCAGCAAAUUCGCGCAAUGAAGCCCGAUGCAAUUCUUAUCAAUGCUGCUCGAGGCGGUAUUGUCAACGAGGCCGACCUCACCAAGGCGUUAUCGGAGGGCUAUCUAUGGGGCGCAGGGGACACCGUCCGAAUCCACAACAAACACCGAACCGAGGCUGGGAUGGCAGAUGAAUACAUUCCCCUCUUCGUCCACGGCAAGUCCGUCAGGACCCGCACAUCCAAAGGACUGGAAGAAGAGACCGACUUUGGUGGUAGACCCAUCGGCAUGGAGAGGAAGUCGCCAGACGGCAUUGGACCGAGUCAUGGCCACGUACAAAAACCGCUCAUCGGGCGAGAGGGCCAGGCCAUUCGGGGAAAUUCCGUUGGAGAUCAGGCAGUCAAGCUUGCCUGUGGGCGAGAGCCGAUAGACACAGCCGGUCUGGUCGGUCAUUCCCGUUUGGCCCUGAUCGGUAAAGUAGAUGUCGUUGGUGGAGGAGAUGAUCAGGUCGUUAGGGCCUUUGAACCUCUCGAGGUUGCGCCGAUCUGCGACCACGAUGCAGCCAUCCUCUCGCACCACAAGCCCGUUCGGCUCGCCAUCCCAGCGAACGCACUCCGUUACCUGCUUUUCCGCGUCCACUUUGAGAAUUCGACCAUACGGGACGUCUACUAUGUAGAGACUCCCAUCGGCAACAUUUCGUUCCAAGAUCCGCACACCAUGGGACUUAUCGCCGAUGCCAAAAGGGCUAUGCAAGAUGCUCCCAAAGAAGUUUUCAAUGCUUAUGUCUUGAUGUGUACAUGUUUCUUCGCUCUUUCUGGUGUGUCGAAAGGGUUUGAUGAAGGAAACAUUGCCUCAGUCGUUACGCAAGCUCAUUUUAAGGCCCGAUUUGGUGUCGACACACAGUCGGAGGAUGAGUAUGCCAAUACAAAGGGGUGGCUAGUAUCUAUAGCCACGGCUGGAGCAGUCUUUGGGUGUCUUGGGUGCUCCCCCAUUAACGAUCGCUUUGGUCGACGUUGGACGCUGCGCAUUGCUACAGUCAUCUAUAUUGCUGGCGUCUUAGGCCAAGGGCUUUGCGGUGGAAACCUCUCCGGCCUUUAUGCAUCCAGAUUCAUUGCAGGUUUGGGAAUUGGCCCGUUGUCAAUUGUUCCUCCAGUCUAUAUUACUGAGAUCUCGCCCAAAGCUAUUCGCGGUCUUCUUACCGUCCUGUUCGCGGCGUGCCAGCAGCUAGGUGUAGUAUUGGGAUUUUUCAUCAACUACGGAGUGACGAAACAGUAUCCAGGCGUCGAUGAGCAAUGGAUGCUCCCCACUCUUCUUCAGAUUGUCCCCGCUGUGAUCUGGGGACUCGGAACUUUCCUAUGCUCGGAGUCUCCUCGAUGGCUUCUAUUCAAGGGCCAACGAGAACAAGCAGCAGAGACCAUGUCCAAGCUUCGCCACUUGCCUCGCGAUCAUCCUGUGAUCCUGUCCGAGCUAGCCGGCAUGGAUGCUCAGAUAUUGCAUGAAACAGAGGCAGUCAGUAAUGCGACCGUAUGGGACCUACUUAAGGAGACUUUCGUCCCCGUCGAGAACCGUCGUCGCUUCUUCUUGAUCUUCAUGGCGACUCUUUUUUCUCAAUUUUCGGGUGCCAACGCCAUCACCCAAUACAGCCCCUCUAUCUUCGGAUAUCUAGGUAUCGAUGGUGAUGAGGCCAAAUUCCUGGCAACCGGAAUAUAUGGGGUGGUCAAGUUCGUGAGCACGGUGUGCUUUGCGCUGUUCAUUGUAGACUUUAUCGGACGACGGCGAUCUUUGAUCACCGGAAUUUGCCUCCAACUGAUCACCUUAAUAUUUGUGGGCGCAUACCUCGGGGUCACAAACCAUCUCUCAGCCGAUGAGAUUGGUGCAACUCCCAGCGCCUCUCGCACGUCUACUGCGGCUAUUGUUGCGAUCUUCCUGCAUGCGGUGGCCUGGAGUAUUGGUUGGUUCAGUAUCCCUUACCUGGUCGGUUCAGAGAUAUUCCCCAUUCGAAUUCGGUCGUUGAACAUGUCUAUUUCCAUGGCGUUUCAUUGGGCAUUUUAUUUUGCAUGUUCGCGUGCCAUGCCGAGUCUUCUCGCAGCUACACAUAAAUGGGGAGCCUUUGUGUUUUUUGGCUGCAUCUGCCUGACAUCAUUGGUUUAUGUCUUCUUUGCCAUGCCGGAUACCACAGGAAGAUCCCUCGAGGAGUUGGAUAGCCUGUUCCAACGACCGUGGUACACCGUUUACCAGGUGGCUUACCCAUCACGCGAUGAGAUGCAAGGAGAGAGACUGGAGGACAAGCUGUCGGCCGACGGAACGUCAAAGCACAUUGAACAGGCUUAG
Molecule: messenger RNA, 2997 nt
Organism: Aspergillus nomiae NRRL 13137
Lineage: Eukaryota; Fungi; Ascomycota; Eurotiomycetes; Eurotiales; Aspergillaceae
Exons: 8
Coding region: 1-2997 (998 amino acids)
Biological process (GO): transmembrane transport; carbohydrate transport
Cellular component (GO): membrane
Molecular function (GO): carbohydrate:proton symporter activity; oxidoreductase activity, acting on the CH-OH group of donors, NAD or NADP as acceptor; NAD binding
Source: RefSeq, a predicted model, not a curated record